AUGGGCAACGCCAACUCUACGCCCGCCAAACCAGGCAACGCCGGCUCAAACGAAGCAAGCUUCGAUCCUUCACUCAAGCGUUACUCGAGCAACCAGAUCGGCCAAGGUCGUGCCAACACAUCGAAUGCUGUCGAUGCUGGCGUUGCUUCCCCUUCGGCUGCAGCACGCCAAAUAGCAGACCGCUCUGGAUCAGGCCCACGCAUGGGCCGCACCGCUUCUCUCUUUGGACGAGCGAGUAGUCACGAUGGGGCUACUACCCCUCAGAGGAAUCGCUCACGGAGCGGCAGUCUGUCUGGAUACCUCGCCGCACAAUGGAGAGGCUCAGCGACCGCCGCCAUGAUUGCAGGCGAUGCGCCCGCCACAGUCAAAGAGGGUCGAGAACCACCAACAACAGACAAUGGAUCAGCUUACUCUCCGUCCACCCGCUCUCGUCUAGCCAAAGAUCCGCAGACCCCCUUUGCUGGCUACGAGAUCUCCAACACUGCCAAAGAGGUGGGCACCGAUAUGGAGACUGCCAUCCGAACCAACCCACGCACUUGCAGACUCACAGAAGGCUUGGCCAUGCCAUCAUCGCCUGGCGGUUUUGAUCCGCGCAAUUCUGUCUCGACACACCCAAGUCCUUCUGUCGCAACCCACGCUCACUACGCCUCUGGCUUGCCUAGCCAUCACGCUUCUGUAGGCGUGUCCAGCGGACUUCGCGUAUCGUCUACCGACCUCGAUGCUGAAGCAGUACCAGCCAUGAUGCACAGAGGCUCAGAACCGCAGACAGUGCCUGGAGCUACUGCUCGAGCACCAACACGGCACCCACUUUUUGGCGUUGGUGGCACCAGCAUGUUCACCAAUGUUGGUACAAGUCUCGGAACCAACGCCGCCGCAUCACCUCCCGUCGGCGGCUCUAGUCCCAUCAUGUUGUCUCAACCCAUGAACCUCGGUGACGGGGGCGAAGAAGCAGAUGGGCCUCAUCGACCUCCAGCUGCACUUCCAUCCUACCUCAAGAUCCCCACCGCGAUACCCAGCUCGCAUGUUUCGCCGAGCUCUCCCCCAGCUAGCAUCUACUCACAGCAUUCUGACCGAUACCGUGCACCUUCGGAGCCACAGCGUUCGCGAUCACCUUCCCUCAUGCUGUCCGUGGACGACACACGUCCCGCCCAUGCCGUCGCUGCCGCCGGCGCAGCUGCUGCAGUGCUCAACACUGAGGACGUACUCAUAGCACCCGGAGAUGCUAGCAAAGCAAGCUCGCCCAUUGAGGGACGCAGGUCAUUCUUCGGUGCGGGCAGGGACGAAUGCAAGGACGAGGCCGCACCUCUCGACACUAGCAUUGAAGAAGCUCGUGCUGCCGGCAUCGACGUCUCUGACUUGCCAGGCAGCCCCGCACAGGCAUCGGAAGCAAAGGAUGCUCAAGCAAGCAGACAAACAGAAGAUGGCGAGCGAGAGUCAAGGAAGCUCGAGAGGGCUUCACUUGAAGCGGGUGAUGGCGCGCCAUUGGAUGCCUCUCGCACACCAACGCCGACUCCGUCUGGUUACCGGCCACGUGCAUUGACUCCGACGAGGAAAGGCGGAGCGAGCGUUCUCUGCUCCCUUUCCCCAGUCGCAGGGCCUUCCACUUCCAUGAGGCCGCCAUUUCAACCAAUCUCAGCAAGACGACCCCACGUUGAUGUGCAGACAGGAGGUGAAAGCGGGUACAACACGCCACUGUUGCCUCCUGGCUUAACAUCGGCUCCUCCGAGUGCAUCCGUACCUGGCGUCACUCCGUUUUCCGAGGUUUCAUCGUCUUCACCGACCAUCGAGCAUGCACGCGGACGCGCGUCUGAUGCUUCACGCACUCCAUCCGCGGCAGGCAGCGUUGGUAACAACAGCCAGCCGUCGACACCCGUCAGCGCGAAACCAGGCAGUGUUCAUCAAACCGACUCUCAGCAUGCACAGACAUCGACCGACCAGCAGCAACCUCCGCUCAUGCCAAUCGUCUUGACGUGGCGAGCAGGUGGUCGCGAAGUUUUCGUCACGGGCACUUUUGCCAACGAAUGGCGAUCCAAAAUCCUUUUGCACAAGGUCAAGCGCGAUCAUACCUGCGUACUUCACCUCCCACCGGGUACGCAUCGUCUCAAGUUCAUUGUGGAUGGCCGAUGGCGUGUAUCUCGAGAUUUGCCUACGGCGACAGAUGGUGAUGGUAACCUGGUCAACUAUGUCGAGAUUCCCAAUGUUGGACCAGCGCAUCCUGGACCACUCAGUGCGCCUGGUGAAGAUCUGCCCGGCGCGGAUGCAGAUAAGAACCGUAGCGAACGCAACUCGAAGAUCGAGUCCAAGAAGACGACGAUGAACCUGGUCGAGGAGGCAAGGCGGGCUGAAGCAAUGCGUCUGGACGAUCUCUUUGACGAUGAUGGCAAGGAUCAGGAGGAGACAUGGACAUGCGAGAUUCCGACCGCGCUCAUCAAAGCACAGGAGGCGGAAGAAGCCCAACGUGAAGCAGAGGAGAGUGGGCAAGCACAAUUCAAGCACACACAACAUCAUGGUAGCGACGGCACCUCCGGAGCGCCUCUUCCCCAGCCACCAGCACUGCCGAGACAGUUGGAAAAGGUCAUUCUCAACUCGUCGCCUGCCAACCCGAGUAAUGGCACCACCUCAGGCAGCACUGUUGACGAUAACAGUAUCCUCCCAGCUCCGAACCAUGUCGUACUCAACCAUCUCACAGCGAGCAGUAUCAAAGGUGGCGUUUUGGCAGUAGGCACAACGACAAGGUACAAGAGGAAGUAUGUGACUACGGUCUACUAUAGGCCGGUGCAAGUUUGA
This is a messenger RNA of Ustilago hordei, 2787 nucleotides long. RefSeq lists its product as uncharacterized. The transcript has a single exon. NCBI's taxonomy places the organism in Eukaryota, Fungi, Basidiomycota, Ustilaginomycetes, Ustilaginales, Ustilaginaceae. Gene Ontology annotation, cellular component: nucleus; cytoplasm; nucleotide-activated protein kinase complex. The record is from RefSeq and is a predicted model, not a curated record. Gene Ontology annotation, biological process: signal transduction. Bases 1 to 2787 code for a protein of 928 amino acids. Gene Ontology annotation, molecular function: protein kinase binding.